This is a messenger RNA of Cladocopium goreaui, 4425 nucleotides long. Lineage: Eukaryota; Dinophyceae; Suessiales; Symbiodiniaceae. The record is from the annotation of a GenBank genome assembly.
AUGAAACCGGAGGACGAAGUUGGCUGGAUGAAGAACCUCCUGGAGGCUGGGAGGGACGAGGAGGAUCAGUUAGAUGUGAUCCGAAAAGAGGCGGAGGAGGCAAGAAGUCCUUCCCCGAGAAGGGACGACACUCCCAAAGAGAGGAAGUUGAAGAAAGAAGUAAAAAAGGACAAAAAGAAGGACGAGAGACGAGAACGGAAGAGGAGCCGAACCCCUCCUGCCCUCCGUCGGGGAGGGCGAGAUUUGGGAGUGGUGUUGGGCAACAGCGGGCUCGAUCCUUCGCCUCAGAGGAGGAGGAGAUUUCUGAGGAAGGCGAAGAAGAUGAUCAGGAAGGGAAGAAAGAAACGUCAAAGCUCCUCGCCCAGUGGGAGCUCCAAGGUAAGUUCAAGCAGCUCCCAAGAAACCAGUGUGGGAGCGGCGGACAUUUUCGGACAAUCCAAGAUGGCAAAAAGGAUCUGGAAGAAAUGUCCGGGGGUCUUGACGGCCACUUCGUUGGCCACAAUGCAGGAGCAGUUGCUCACUGCACAAGGCCAGCUGUGGGAUCUCGACAAGAGAGAGCUCCCACCACUAUUUCUACAGUUUUUCCGCGGAAAUAUCGGCCCUCGGAUGCCUCCUGCCAUGAGGAGGGAAGGGUUGCAUCUGGCCUUUUGUCUGGACCUGGGCAUACAGGGCCGAAUACCAGAGCUCAUGGACGUGAUGUCACAACGUCUGAAGGCGUUGGAUGGGCAGACGAACGGGAAGCACUGGACGGUCACGUCCCAAUACGAACUGGUUCCAGAGGAGACAGCGACCGUCGCUACGCCCCAAGAGACGGAAGCUGCAGCAAAAGAAGCUCGCGAGGCUGGAAGGCUGAGAGCACAGUCCAGCCGCGUCUUCGGGGCGACAGCCAAUCCCGACCGGACGCAAGAGUGGAGGAGAGAGUCAACAGAGAAGGGCAAGGGCGCCAAGGGCCAGGCAAAAGGGAAGGACUGGCGCCAAGCAAAUCGGGACCAACGAGACACCAGGCUGGAACGUGUUUUUACCCAAAAGUUUUUGACCAGUGAGUGCGGCGCCCUGGAAGGCCAAGGGCUAGUGGCUAUGGGAGACCUUUUGUAUGACAUCUUAGGCAUGGUCAAGGCCACCUGCCGCGCACUGAACCUGCUCUACGGCGAGCCCGAGGCGAUGGGCAAGUGGGAUGAAAAAUUCCCUAAGAUUAACUUCGACAUCUUUUUCAGGUCCAAGGGUGUGGACUACCGGGGUGAAGAAGUUAAGGAGUGGCGUGGCAAACCGUGCGUGCUGCAUGCACGUGUCUUACCAAUGGGAUUUCGGAAUAGUGUUGGAAUUGCGCAGCACGUUCAUCGCCAGGUCAUCAGACACUCUCUCCUGGAAGCCCAGCCUCCUGUUGCGGGCGAGGGAGAGAUGAGAAAGGACCGGCCUGCCACUUGCAGUAGGGAGUCAUACCGGAUCUAUUUGGACAAUUUUGACGUUAUCCGCAAACUGGAUACUGCCACGGCCGAGCAAGUGGAAGGUCAACCAGGGCUCUUGAGCCUGAUCGCCAGGCAGGCUUACACGGAAGCUAAACUGCCACGGCACCCAGGGAAGUCGGUGUGCCAGGCCCCUGUGGCGGAAGUCCAGGGCGCAGUACUGGAUGGGCGUCUUGGGAUUGCCUAUCCCAAGCCUGCAAAGGUAGGUCUAUAUGUCAGCCUGGCGUUGGAACUUGUCCGACGCGGCGUAGCGACCCAACGGGAGAUGCAGGUGGUCUGCGGGGGUUUCGUCUACUUCAGUCUUUUCAGACGACCCCUGCUGUCCGCCCUUAAUGCCUGCUGGCAAUUCAUCGAGUCCUUCAAGGCGGAACCGCCGGUGGUACGCCUCCUGAUCCCUAGGGAGGUUGUAUUGGAAUUGACUCGCUUCUGCGCCCUGGCUCCCCUUGCCAGGUUGGACUUCCGCAUUGCAUGCAUGGGAGAUGUCACAGCAAGUGAUGCCUCCUCCAGCGGAGGGGGCGCCUGUGUGUCCACCGGGUUGACGGCGUACGGGGCUGCAGCAGCCAACGUGACAGUGCGAGGCGACGUACCGGAGGCGCACGACUUGAUGCAGGUGCUUUCCGUCGGCCUAUUCGAUGGAGUGGGUUGCUUGCGCAUCGCCUGCGAUCUCUUGGGACUUCCUAUGGCCGGGCAUAUUAGUGUUGAAAAAGAACCUGAAGGCAGGAGGGUUGUCGAGGCGGCGUUCGCUGAUAGCGUCUUUGUGGAGAACGUGGAACUUAUUGAUGACGAGAUGGUGCUCUCCUGGUCUGGGAGGUUCAGCCAGGUGGGCCUGGUCUUGAUCGGGGCAGGCCCCCCGUGUCAGGGUGUGUCUGGCCUAAACUCAGACAAGCGGGGUGCUCUCCGAGAUGCUCGCAGCGGUUUAUUCCGCCACGUACCCCGCAUCAAGAGUUUGUUUGCCCGGCACUUCCCUUGGGCGCAGGUUCGACUUCUCAUGGAGUCUGUAGCAUCGAUGGAUGAAACUGACAAGGCUGUCAUGAGUCAAGCUGUGGAAGAAAUUCCUUACCGCAUUGACGCAGCUGGAAUCAGCCUUGCCCACCGGCCUCGGCUGUACUGGUGUGAUUGGGAACUCCUUUGUUCAAAGGGAGUUGAAAUCCACAGGCUUGAAAACCCCCGCUAUGGGCAACAUCACGAAAUCAUUCUCUCAGGGCAGUUGGAUCCGAUUGAUUAUCUGGAGCCUGGGUGGAACCUCCAAAGUCCGGGUCAGCGUCUGCCUACUUUUACCACCUCCAGACCCUCUCCUACACCUGGGAGGAAACCCGCAGGAUUGCAGCAGUGUUCGCCUGCCGAGUUGCGGCGUUGGGAGGAGGACCAGCACCGGUUCCCUCCUUAUCAAUAUCGCAACCAAAACUGUCUUCUUCACCGUGAUGGAUCCCUGCGCAUCGCAAGCGUUCGGGAACGAGAAGUGGUGAUGGGGAUGCCCCUGGACUACACUGCUCCGUGCUGGCCCAAGUCACAGCGGUCCCUCGUUGGGUAUAAUGAUGCCCGCUUAACCCUAGUAGGGAACGCGUGGAGCAUCCCGGUGGUGGCCUGGCUAGUCAGCUGCCUGGGGUAUCUGCUGGGGUUCUGCCCUCAGUUCUCCUUGCAGCAGAUUAUUCAAGGGCUCCGUCCGGGAGGGUCAGGGGAGCUUCAAAGGCUCCUGUUGUGCCCGCCGCUUCGACGGACUUUGGUAGCUGCGCCUGUGGAAGGCACCCAUUUGGUUAAGAAGCUGGCCGGGUUGGUGUCAAUAAAGGGUGAAGACAUACUGCUGCAGUCCUCCUCAGAACAACAGGUGAAGUACCAACGAUUGCGAGAUCGGUAUUUCAAGGCUCGGCAGCGCUUCUAUGAAUUCCUUAAAAAAGAAGGUUUUGAGAUUCCUCGUCGGCGGCAAGACUUGGAUGUUUUGGUUUCUGAAUUCAUCGAACACUUAUGGGCCUCCGGGGAGGGAAGGUCAUUGGCCAAUGACACGGUAGCAGGGCUCCAAGACAAAGACCCGCGCCUCCGUGGCCAAUUACCUGCCUCCUGGCGUUUACUCAAAACCUGGUCUCUGAACGAGAUUCCAAACAGAGCGCCGCCGCUGCCCGAGAAGGUGCUACAUGCCAUGGUCGGUUACUCGUUGGCUAACAAUCAGUGUGCAUUUGGUCUCUCUUUGCUUCUGGGUUUCUAUUGUAUGCUCCGCACAGGGGAACUCCUAGGGGUUCGCGCAAACCAUAUUGCUAUGACUAAGCCCACGUCAGUGGCUAUUGUCUCCUUGGGAAUGACUAAGGGAGGCAAGCGCCAAGGGGCCGCUGAAAGUGCCACUUUAGGCGUCCUGGAUGUUCUAAAGCUAUUGGUGGCCACCACAGUGAUCUCUGGAAUUUUCUGGUCAAUGGCAUACUCCAAGAACUUCAUGACGCUGAUGCAGUUUGAGAUUCUAGCGAUUCUGUGCAUCACCAUGUUCUGCACCACAGUAAUUUCAAGGAUCCUCUCUGGUUUGGAGCGGAAACUGAAUGGAUCUGUAGUGCCGUGGUUUAUUGCGUCCGGUCCUGGCGCUGUCUUUCUUCCCUGGAUGGUGCAUCGGAUGCUGCGCCACUGGGAAGAGACCGAAGGGGAGAUCUACGGAGGGAACGGCAGUUCUACUGCAGCGCGUCUUAUUGAUGCCUCCAGUACCACUGGAACUGGCCGGGGCUUGCAGUGUCAUGGCGGUCAUGGUCUUUCAGCCAUCCUAAUUGGGAUCCUCUUCUUGGAUGUGGGCCCAUUGCUGGUGCGCUGCGAUCCAGAUGACUUUAUGCGUGUCAUCGUCUCCAUGAAUUCCUGUAUGAUGGUGGUGGACGAGUUGGCUCCAGUGGCGCUGCCAAACGCAGCUGGCACAGCUGCCGGCCAGCAACCGGAGCUGCAGCCGCGAGUCUCAGCGCUGGCCCAAGCGCAACGCUUCGGCGCGGCCUAUUGA